Salpingoeca rosetta is the source of this 203-nucleotide messenger RNA. RefSeq lists its product as uncharacterized. Lineage: Eukaryota; Choanoflagellata; Craspedida; Salpingoecidae. The transcript is spliced from 2 exons. The record is from RefSeq and is a predicted model, not a curated record. The coding region runs from base 45 to 203 and encodes 52 amino acids.
GUCUUCCCCUCUCGUGUCCCCCACGCUCAGCACAAAAAGAGAAGAUGUUCGGUCAGGCUGUCAAGGCGCUGCGCCCCAUCCGCGAGUUUCUCGUCGGCUUUGCUGUCACGGGCUACAUCUUCCUCUCCAUCGACAUCACAGACGAGAUGAAGGAGAACUCCAAGUACCUCAACCCCCACAAGCACCACGAUGAGCACCACUAA